Molecule: messenger RNA, 2611 nt
Organism: Hippocampus comes (tiger tail seahorse)
Lineage: Eukaryota; Metazoa; Chordata; Actinopteri; Syngnathiformes; Syngnathidae
Product: fibronectin type III domain-containing protein 7-like
Exons: 14
Coding region: 64-2526 (820 amino acids)
Molecular function (GO): protein binding
Source: RefSeq, a predicted model, not a curated record
GAGACCGAGUUUUAAAUUGAAACCUAGCUGAGAGAUUUACAACAGAAAAGUGAGUUGUGAAGAAUGGGUACGUUGAAGGGUUUGGUUGCUUUUGUCUUGGUGUGUAUAUGCACACAGGCUUCAGCUCAAACAGUGUUCACAGCAUCGGUGUUCACGCAAACAUCCAGGAGCGCAACUCUCCAAUGGAACAGGUAUCCUGGAGCCACCUCCUACCUGAUCACAGUGUCCCGAGAAGGCUCGCAAGACGUCAUUGCUUUCACCCAAUUUGGUGAAAACACAGUGAUGGGCACUGUCAAAUCUCUGUCCCCCAACAAUUUAUAUGUCUUCACGGUUCAACCUUUGGAUAUUAACCAAGUCCCACUGGACGUUAUAACUGUUCAGUCAUUAACAGCUCCUGAGGUGAUGGAUCCCAUCCAGAAAGUCAAGUCAAAGGACAGCCAAACAUUGAUAGUCGAAUUCAACAUGGUCACAGGAGCAACUCAUUACAUUGUACGGAUCCAGAGUUAUGAUGGAUUUUAUAGAGAGGAUACAAUUUAUUCCUCCCCAGCUGAGAUCAGUUCUCUCACACCGUACACUGCGUAUACAUUGAGCAUUAUGGCGGUGAAUAGCGGAGGUCGAAACCAGCCCUCUCCCUCUGUAACUGGAAAGACAGUUUUGCCUCCUCUUCAGCCCUCCACUUCUUCUCCCAGUAAUGACAGCAUUUUUAUAUCCUGGGACCCGAUUGAUGGUGCUGUCCAGUACACUGUGGCCCUGUACGAGGUUUUCUCCAACACAACCAUGAAACACAACACCAGCAGCACAAACGUGGCACUCUCUGGACUGGAAGCUGGCUCACGCUACAUGAUCAUGGGGUAUGGCUGGGAUGCUGAAGAACGAAAGGGAGAGGGAAGUUUGUACAUCAACCAGACAACACGACCUCCGACGCCGGCUUCCGUUGAAGUCUCUGUGGUGAUGAUUGGCGACCGGGCUGUACUGUCUGUCUCAUGGGAAUUAAAUCAGCAGGUUUAUGGCAACAUAGAAUACUAUGUGAUGAGUGAUCAGAGCCUCAGUUGUAACGCCACAUCCGGCUCCUGCAUCCUCUCACCAGUGGGCUGUGGAGAGGUGCACACUAUCCAGAUUGUCCCCUCCAAUGAAGCGGGGCCCGGCUACCCUUCAAGUCCUGUUGAGUUCAUCACCUUCCCUUGCCCACCAAAAUCUUUAGCUUUGGUGGAGUCAGUGGAAGGAAACUGCACUCUGUCCUGGGAUAUGGAGCCCCUUGCGGAUAGCUACAUGGGCUACAUCAAGAGAGGUGACGGUAGUGAAGAGACAUGCAACACUACCGGCAACAACUGCACCUUCCACUGCCAAUGUGGCUACAUGUUCCAGAUGUAUGUGUUUGCCUACAACUAUGCCGGCUCCAGUCCUCAAGGACCUCAUGUCAACCAUACCACAUUGCCCUGUUGUCCAGAGGGUGUAUCUGUCUCCCUGGUGAGCACGGAAACUCUGGAGAUCACAUGGACAGCAUCUCGUGGAACAGAUCUGUAUGAGACUCGAGCAGCGGAUAUUUCAGAAGUCAUCCUGUGCAAUGACACUUCACCAGUGUGCGCCCUCUCCGACCUGAGCUGUGACAGUGCCUACAGUGUGGUUGUGACACCCUGCAAUGACAUGAGUGGCUGUAAUCUUGGAUGCAAAGCUCACACCAAAGACACAGCCCCCUGCAUGCCCACGUAUAUCCAGCUUGAUCCAAAAAACUCUUCCUGUGUCAGUGUAAGUUGGACAGCAAACAACCGUGCUGCCAAUUACAGUGUGAGCGCAGUGGGAGAAGAUGGCACACAUACCUGCACUUCGAGUGGAAGUAGCUGUGACAUCACAGGUCUGCCCUGUGGAUCCAUCUAUGAGGUCACUGUCCUAGCAACAAGUGCUGCUGGACAGAGUUUAUCCAGUUACUAUGAAACACUAGAAACAGAACCCUGUUGUCCCCCCAGUCCCACUGUACACCAAGUCACUCAGGCAAUGACCAAUGUCUCAUGGUCUCCCUCGAAAGGUGCUUAUACAUUUUUGACCUCGUUGACAUCACCGCGUGGUCAUGCAAGCUGCCACACCCAGGACUUCCACUGCCUCAUGGGAUGCAUCACUUGUGGCACAAACUACACAGUCACCAUGGAGGCUUUCAGCCACAGUGGACGCAGUGUCAACUGCACAUACCAGGGCUUCUCAUCCAGUGCAUGUUGUCCAUCAGGCGUCAGGGUGUACAAGAUGGCUGGAAACUCUUUGCGGCUGCACUGGCGCACCACUGGCGGCAACCACCGUUACAUAGCCGAAAUCAUGGGCAGUGACAACUCCUACAACUGUACUACAUCUGCGGGAGAGAGCAGCUGCGAUAUUGCAAACGUCCAAUGCGGAGACAUUUAUCAUAUAGUGGUAGCUCCGUUGACACCAGAGGGCAGCAAAGUCUCAUUUUGUGCUGAAAGGGUUUAUUCAGUCACUUGCACAGGAAGUGAUGUCGGUACAGUGAUUUACAGAGGCAAAAGAAGUGUGGAUCAGUAAGCCACGGCCUGCUGUCAUAUUAGUAAUUAUCUCACGGUAACUCCUCCUCCUCCUCCUCCUCCUCAUCAUCAUCAUCCUCAUCCUC